AUGUCCCAACUGCGCGAUAUCUACGCUUCUAGCUCCCCUCCUCGCACCCCUCCCUCUCAGACUGCAAAGUACCGAUCAAAACGCGGGUACCCAGGUCAAGCACCUUUGCGCGAUGCCUUCCCGGACGCCGCAUCUAUUGAGAAUGCGCCGACAGCGAGCGAGUUAGGGGACGAUAGAGAUCCCCACGACUUGUCCCUUUCUCCUCAACAUGCCGCUCGUACAUCAAUUGUGGACAAUAUGCUGCUAUCGUUGGACCAAUUUGCUGCCCCAGAGGCAUCUGUACUAGAUGACUAUCGACUGUAUAACUCGGCUUUUGGAUCGGAAAUGCAUGGCCGCUAUCGCAGCCAUGCCUCUUCUUUCUCAACAUCCUCAGAACCAGACUACGACUACGACGUUAAUAACAAUAGCUCCCGUUUUGCUACCAUCGCAACUAGAAGCCGACAAAGCACUAGCAGUUCAAGUUAUCAAACAUUGACCAGAAGGUUAGAUAGUGCUCGUGGCGAUACAAUGGGCUCUCGGGGCAGUGGUAGAAAACCCAGGAGCAGUGAUUCUUGGCAGGGCAGUAAGGGAAGCUCGUCUGCCGACUUUGGAUACAACGUACCCCGAACGCGAGCAGACUCUGAUGGCAUGGGUCGGCGCUCGCCAAGUUUCGACUGCGGACCGAGGAAAUAUGUCCCCUACGCCGAUCACCGAGGCCAAGAAUCCUUGCUGGAGGAUGAUGAUGGCGACGAGGCGGCACCGACUCCCGGCAUUCCAUCUGGACCUCACAAGAUUCCUGAGAACUCUACUAUUCCAUCUGCCUAUACAUCACGAACUCUAGCAGCGUCACGUCGAAAUAGUCUGAAAUCAGCACAGGGGCACCAGAUCCGAAAAGCUCGCGCAGAUAACCUUGGCACUGGCAUUCUCAGAAGUCGAGACAAUGAUUUUCAACUAUCGGGCGACACAGACCUUGAUCCUCCCACUUUAAUUCCCUCUUCCUCAGAGUUGCCUGCGCCCAGUCCAACAAUUUCCUAUAAUAAGCCCGCUUUCCCAUCGCCAGAUCCUGCGGCAAAAAUCACUUCCACGACCAUCACUACGACAAAUAGCGUUAGCGCUAUGGGUUUGAAAGAAAAACCCAGCUUUUUUCGGCGGGUUUUCGGCUCAGGAAGGAACUCUACACCAGUCCUUUUGGACUCUCCGAAUUCAAAUGUGACAGGGAUUGUGAAUGUGAACGAUUUGGCAUAUUUGCAAGAUAAUGAAGCAAAGGACCCCACCGGGGCGACCGUCAAUUUGAAGGAACGAGACUCUGUGGUCUUCAAAACACCAACAGGUCCGCCGACACCUUCCUCCGCUACUCGCAAGGGACCUCCACAGGUUAUCAAUAAGAAACCAUCUUUCUUUCGCAGACGGAAGAAGUCUGUCACUGAUAGUGGUAUCCCGCCGCCAAUUGUACUCCCUCAAGAUCUUGCUCCUCAGGCUUUUGACUCGUUGAAGCCUCAGCCAAGCCCAGUGAGUAGCCUGCGGAAGGUCAUGAAUGAUUACCUCGCAGAUGAUGUACAGACGAGUCAAGGAAGUAAAAGACUUCGCGAGCCUACUCUUUUAGACAAGCCACGAGAUUUCAUUCCACUUGGAGGAAAUUCGGCGACGAAUAAAGCUCUCCAACCUCCUAGCUCUUUCCGCCAAGACCGCUCACCACUCGCAGACAGCCGUGGCGGUGAUGAUCGACCCGUGAGGGGCGAAGAUGUCGGCUUCGCAUCUGCAGAUGCCCCCUUGCAGGGGAAGCGCUCGAGCGCAGCUCCGUCUAUCGCUCCAAAGCCCUCAGAUAAACCCUCACGCGGCAUUCAGUCUUCCUCUAUGUCAAUAACACAGGAAGCCCCCGACAGCAGCGUAAAAGAAGAGUCCCAACCCCAAAUUCCUGAAUCGCCUUCCACAUCUGAGGCCUCGCGUUAUCAAACUGCGGCUAAUACCCCGAUCAUUGACGAUAUGGCGAAACCAUUCGAUGAAACGACUGAGAGCCCGAUGGACGGACCUGGCGACGCUAUUGAGGAUGGACCUACGGCAAGUGAUCGCGAGCAGGCUCUGAAACUCUACGAAAGUCAAGAUCAGGUGGUGGGCAAUGAGCCGGCCGCUGCAUGGCUCGGUGGCCCUGAUCGAGCUAUGAUUCGCGAAGCUUACAUGAGAUUGUAUAACUGGUCCAAUAUGAAUAUCCUGGCUGCUCUUCGAAGUCUGUGUGUGCGCUUAGUAUUGAAGGGAGAAAGUCAGCAAGUGGAUCGAGUCUUGGAUGCUUUUUCCACCCGAUGGUGUGACUCUAAUCCAAGUCAUGGCUUCAAAGCUACUGAUGUUGUUCACACCAUCUGCUAUUCCCUUCUCCUGUUGAAUACCGACCUGCAUUUGGCCGAUAUAGACCAAAAGAUGACCAAAUCCCAGUUCGUUCGAAACACUAUGCCUACCAUCCAUCGAGUUGCUAUGGAUGCAGCCCCAGAUGGUUUCGAGACAUUGCGACCGAACAAUCGCUCCAAGACCGCAUCUCUACUAUUUGAACCCUCUCAGGCACCUAACAUCACCCGCUCUAGCAUUGACCCCGCCCGCCGUAAUUCUCUGGAGAUGGACAACUCUGACCGAAAUACGGCCGACAGUGACGCGGGUCCAUUGGUCAACACCCCCUUUAUUGGAAAUGUUCGAGUAUGGGAGCAGCAGGUGGAGGCUAUCUUGAAGGAUUUCUACACCUCAAUUCAAAAGGAACGUCUUCCUCUACACGGUGCCCAGCCCGAGCGCGAGGUAACUCGUAUGACAUCCACCACCAGCUUCCUGACUCCAUCCACGGGAAUUCUUCGCAGGAGUCCUAGCACCAUCAGUAAAAGCGGCUCGGACAUCUACCCUCGUGGCAGAUCAGCCGAUUCUCGUCAUGGCGCCGCAAGAUGGUCGUCCAAACCUCGCUCUCGGGGCGGUAACACCCGACUAUACCCCGCAUCUAUGAUGGGAUCCAGCCGAACCAGCCUGGAUGAUCAAUCUUCUGUCUUGAGUCCAACUGCCUCAAGCACCUGGAGCAAGUAUUCAUUGGGCAAGUUCACCUCUGCCUCUGUCGAUUCUUUUGGCUCAGAUUACCCUCGCGGUGACUACCAGCAGUCCAUUGGAUUUGCCAAUGCCCUGAGCCAAGCCAUCAUUCGUGAGGAUUCCGCCCCGUCUAUCUACAGCUUUGAUGAGCCUGAACGAACCACUCCACUCUUGGAAGACGAGACGUUGGCCUUGGCAGGUGCUCCCUGGGCCAAGGAAGGAAGCGUCAAACACAAGCAUCACUUGGAUGCGGUCGACAAGCGUGCCAAGGAUCGCAAUUGGAACGAGUGUUUUGCCGUCAUUCAACAGGGCUGGAUGCGGUUGUUCUCCUUCUCUAAUACCACCAAAACCAUGCGACAGAAAGCGAAGCAGCGUGGCGGUGUUGUGGUUGGAGGUGGAAACUGGACAGAAAAUGCCGAGGAGAUCUGGAAGUUCAUGCUUCGCCAGACUAUUGCCAGUGCCCUUCCACCACCUGGGUAUUCCAAGUCACGUCCGCAUGUGUGGGCCUUGAGCCUACCCACGGGUGCAGUACAUCUUUUCCAGGCAGGUACGCCCGAGAUUGUGCGAGAAUUCGUAUCUACCGCCAAUUACUGGAGUGCUCGAUUGUCCAAGGAGCCUCUGGUUGGAGGUAUCAGCAACAUUGAGUAUGGAUGGAGUGAUGCCGUCAUAAAUAGCGCUCUGGGAAGUAAUGAAAGCCGAUCACCGCCGCCUUCGGGGCCUCAUCACCAUUCUCGUCCGAGCAUACAGAGCUCUAUUCGAAGCUCACUGGAUCAACAAGGUGUGCGAUCCAAGCUACCCGCAGAUCGUGUUAACAUCAGUGACUGGAGUCCUCCACAGCAGAGUAUGGUGGCAUCUCAUCUGACCGAAGAGGACCAGUUGAAGGCCCUGCAGGCAUAUGUGAAGAACGUCGAAGAUGACCUCCAGAGACACAACGAGCUGCGCGGUGCCAUGAACCUCGCAUUUACACUACGACAUCCUAACGCAAACAAGGCUAUGGCUAACUGGGAGCGCAAGUCAUCGUAUCUGCUGCGUGAGAUUGUCAAGUUCCGAACCUACAUUGAUUCUCUGCGCAAUGCAAUCAGCCAGAAAGAAAAGAUCUAUGCAUCUUCCAACAAUUAUCAUCUUACUCCCGACGAGAUCAACAACCCAGAAUCGGAGCCACUGACUGUUUCGACCUGA
Penicillium taxi is the source of this 4212-nucleotide messenger RNA. Its product is annotated as Sec7 domain protein. Gene Ontology annotation, biological process: regulation of ARF protein signal transduction. Lineage: Eukaryota; Fungi; Ascomycota; Eurotiomycetes; Eurotiales; Aspergillaceae. The record is from RefSeq and is a predicted model, not a curated record. Bases 1 to 4212 code for a protein of 1403 amino acids. Gene Ontology annotation, molecular function: guanyl-nucleotide exchange factor activity. The transcript is spliced from 2 exons.